This is a messenger RNA of Procambarus clarkii (red swamp crayfish), 2751 nucleotides long. It is a transcript of the gene Ssrp, whose product is annotated as structure specific recognition protein. The record is from RefSeq and is a predicted model, not a curated record. NCBI's taxonomy places the organism in Eukaryota, Metazoa, Arthropoda, Malacostraca, Decapoda, Cambaridae. Gene Ontology annotation, molecular function: histone binding; DNA binding; nucleosome binding. Gene Ontology annotation, cellular component: nucleus; FACT complex. Gene Ontology annotation, biological process: regulation of chromatin organization.
CACAGAGACUCCAGUUCCCGGGAAAACGAGGCGCCGCACUGUUUACCUCUGCUAGUGGAGCUCUCACGCGAGGCAGUAUCCUAUCCUGCUAAGAUGAAGGACGAAGUGCCGGUGCUGGAGUACACGGAUGUCUCUAUAGAGUCUAGAGGGUUAAUGGUACCCGUUCGCUUAAAGCUGAGUGAACAAGGCAUUAGUUACCGCAAUGUAAAGACCGGCAAAGUAGAAAACCUGAAUGCUUCCGAAAUUGAGGUGAUUAAUUGGCAGAGACUCUGUGGAAGUUAUGGAUUACGAAUUUUCACAGAAAAUGGCAGUCUGUUUCGUUUUGGAGGUUUCAAAGAAUCUGAACAGUCAAAGCUGGAGAAAUUUUUCAAGAACACGUACAGUAAGUCCAUGUCUGAGAAGGAGUUCUCUGUUAAAGGAUGGAACUAUGGAGCUGCAAAGUUUGAAGGGGCUGUAUUGUCGUUUGAUGUAGGUUCCAUUCCAGCAUUUGAAGUGCCCCUAAGUCAUGUGUCUGGCUGCACCACCGGCAAAAAUGAAGUUACUCUAGAGUUCCAUCAGCAUGAUGAUGCAGCCAUAAACUUGAUGGAGAUGCGUUUUCACAUCCCAACAUCGGAAUUAGCUGGUGAUGAUCCAGUUGAGAACUUCCAGCAGCGGGUUAUGGCCAAGGCUUCGGUUAUCACAGCAACUGGGGAUGCUCUUGCUAUCUUCCGCGAAGUCCAGUGCCUCACACCACGAGGUCGGUAUGACAUCAAAGUGUAUCCAAGCUUCAUCCAGCUGCAUGGUAAGACAUUUGAUUUCAAGAUCCCAGUAACGACAGUUUUGCGUCUGUUCCUGUUGCCUCAUCUAGAUCAACGGCAGCACUUCUUUGUUGUUUCCCUGGAUCCACCCAUCAAGCAAGGCCAAACUCGAUACCCGUAUUUAAUUUUGCUGUUCUCUGGAGAUGAAACGGACACUCUUGAACUUCCUCUUACAGAAGAAGAACUUCAGGAAAAGUAUGAAGGUCGCCUGGAAAAGGAGAUAAGUGGACCGCAGUUUGAACUUAUAAGUAAAAUGUUCAGGGGAAUAUGUAACCGUAAGAUUGUCACACCUGGAAAUUUUAUGGGACAUUCAGGCACCCCUGCUAUCAGUUGUUCUUACAAGGCAGCUGCUGGCUAUUUAUAUCCACUAGAACGAGGCCUCAUCUAUGUACACAAACCACCUGUUCACAUUAGAUUUGAUGAAAUCUCCUCUGUGAACUUUGCAAGAUCUGGUUCUACUACAAGAUCCUUUGAUUUUGAGGUUGAAGUUAAGAAUGGAGUCAUCAAUACAUUCAGCAGUAUUGAGAAAGGGGAAUACAAUCGCUUGUUUGAUUACGUCAAUCAGAAGAAAUUGAGAAUCAAGAAUAGAGGCAAAAUGGAAAUGGGAGGUAGAAAGGAUGACUUUGCUGACAGUGACGCUGAUGAACCUGAUCCUUACAUGAGACGAGUGCGUGAGGAAGCCAAAGAGCGCGAUGACGACGACGAAGAAGACUCCAGUGAAGAUGAAGAUUUUGCCCCUGGUGAAGAAGGCAGUGAUGUGGCAGAAGAAUACGACAGUUAUGCUGGUGACAGUACAGAUUCUGGUGGGGACUCUGAGGGAGGCUCUGAGGAUGGAGAGAAGAAAAAGAAAGAAAAGAAAGAAAAGAAGCAAAAAUCCAAGACUGUCUCCGAGAAGCCUCGUAAGCGCCGGCCGAAAAAGGAGAAAGAUUCCCAGAAGCCAAAGAGACCUCAGUCUGCCUACUUCAUUUGGUUGAAUGAACACAGAGAACAGAUUAAGAAAGAAAAUCCAGGCAUCUCAAUCACUGAAAUUUCCAAGGUGGCAGGACAGAAAUGGAGAGCUCUUGAAGACAAAACAGAAUGGGAAAAGAAAGCAGGAGAGGCAAAGCGAGAGUACGAACAAGCCAUGAAGGAGUAUAAAGCAUCCGGUGGAGGAGCGCCUGCAUCAAAAACACCUAGCAAGUCCCCUAAGAAGGCAGCAGUGUCGAUUUCACCAACCAAAGCCGGCUCAGGUGGGGGCUUCAAAUCUAAAGAAUUCAUUGAAGAUGACUCUAGUGAUGAUGAAAGUGACGAAGAUAAGCCGCUGAAAAAGAAAUCAAAGAAAGAAGUAAAGGAAACAAAAGGGAAGGAGGAAUCUGAGGAGGAAGAGGAGGAGGAAGAUGAGGAUGCAGAUGCCGAGUCAAGUAAUGCCUCUGAGGAGGAGCCGGGAUCAGAUUGAGUGGAUAGAACAAAUACUGUAUAACCUUUGACUGUACAAUGUGUGUGUGUCUGUGGGAGGAAAAGUUCUCUUUGGGAAAUAUAUCCAGUGAUGACUUGUGAGAGCUUGGUCCAACAGCCUGAUGAAACAAACUCUCUCAAGUCAAGCCUGGCCUCGGGCCAGACUUGGGAGUAGAACAACUCCCAGAACCCCAUCAAGCAGGUGUGUAAGCCUGGGACAAUAUAGCUUGGAUGCAUACACUCGUCUGCUGUACGGUACUACAGUAUUGUUUAGCAAUGCGAUUAUUCUUGAGAUAUUAGCAGGAUUAAACACUUUGCUCUUUAAUUCACUUCAUUUCCUUUGGGAUGUAACUGGAAUAAUGAUAUUCCCCCCCCCCCUUUUUAUGAGAACUACCCAAUGCAAGAUUGUACAGAAUACAUGAAUAGACACAAAUGUUACCAUUAUUUUGCUAUUGAGGAAGCUCAUUCUGCAACUCUUGAAAUUUUAUGAUGUACGAACAAUAAACUGUGUUACACCUUA